Messenger RNA from Symbiodinium sp. CCMP2456, 1654 nucleotides. The record is from the annotation of a GenBank genome assembly. Lineage: Eukaryota; Dinophyceae; Suessiales; Symbiodiniaceae.
GUCCAUCGUGCUACCGCUGCGCAAACAGGUUCGAUUGGCGGACGUGAAGGGGGAGCUUCGCGAUGGCGAUCUCUUGCUCUUCCGGCGGCGCGGAUUGAUCUCGAUCGCGGGGCGCGGCGUUCACUCGCACGCGGCGAAGGUCGCGUGGUGGGGCGACGAGCCGUUCUGCGUCGAGGUCCGCGAGUGGUUCGGCGGCCGGGCGGUGACGCUCGCCAGCCAGGUCGAGCGCUGCCCGGGACGGAUCGACCUGUUCCGCGCCAAUCCGGGCAACCGCUGGCCCGAGUACGACGCGGCCGCGGCCACGCGGUACAUGCGGCUCUUGGCGGGAUGCGAUUACGGCUACGCGGCCGUGAUCGAGGCGGCGCUGCUGCACCUGCCGAUCACGCGGAUGUGCGUGACGGCGGACGUCGAGGCGUGCGCGAUGGCGGACCGGCUCGCGGGGGGCGUCGACCCGGCGCCCUACUUGGCGGAUCGCGUGACCGAGCCGGCGGACCUCGCGCGGGCGAUGAACCACGCGUUGCUACUCGGUUGGUGGUUGGCGCUUGUUGGCGCCGCGGCGGCGCAGUGCGGGCCGAACGGCUGCUACGUCGCGAGGCCACCGGCAAUGGUCGGCCCUGUGCAAGCGGCUGGGCCUCGGACACACGAGUCGAUUGCGCGGAUUGUUCACCACGAAGGGGGUGGCGCCUCGAUUGGGUCGGGGACGCUUGUCGCUUCGCGGAACGGCAAUGGUUAUGUGCUGACUUGCGCUCACUUGUUUACGAGUGAAGGGAAGACCGAGGUGCAGCUCGCCGGGCGGUCGCUCGCGGCGCGGAUCGUCGCGAUGGACCGGGUGCACGACUUGGUGUUGUUGGAGACGCAAGGCGUCGCCGGUAGUGCGGUCGAGACGGCGGAGUGGACAGCGACGGGCUUGCUGUCGGCGUGCGGCUUCGGAUCGACGGGUCAGUUGCGUUGCGUCCGCGGGCCGGUGCUCGGGUUCUCGACCGCCGCCGGCGCGUCCGCGCCGAGCGUGCGGAUUCGCGGCGCGGUCCGUCAGGGCGACAGCGGCGGGCCGGUGCUCGACGCGAGCGGGCGGCUCGUGGCGGUCGUCUGGGGCGCCAGCAACGGCGAGACGUUCGCGAUGGGGGGCGAGCCCCUGCGGCGGAUUCUAGAGCGGUUGCCGAAGCACGAACUCGCGCCGGUGAGACGAGAGCCCGAGUCGGAACCCGAGGUCGCUACGGAUUCGCUGCGGAAGGAGUUGCGAGCUUAUGCGGCCCAGCUGGAGGAGCGGUUGAAGCGGUUGGAGAGUUUGCCGGCGCGCCCUCCGGUCGCUGACGCUCCCGGCUCGCCUGCGCCUCGUUUGGCGCCGCCGGUUGGUGGGGUCGGAGAGCGUGUCGCCGGCGGACUGGUGACCGCGGCCCGGGUCGAGUCGCUGUUCGCGGCGGUCGCGGUCGGUGGGCCGUUGGGGUUGGCGGCGUGGGCGGGGCUUCGUUGGUUGCGGCAACCAAAGCGCGACACACGGGCCGAUCGCUGCGAACCGCAAAAGGUGGCGAUCGAUUCGCCGCCCCCGCCGCAACGGGUCGUCCCCGAGACGCACUACGUCUCCUACGAACGCGACGACUACGCCCGGGCGCACCAGUGGGCGAGCGAGCAGCUCGCGCGGAAGUUCCCGGGCUCG